UGAUCCAAUAUCUGAAAUAAUGCAUUUGCGACAACAACUUUACAACACGUACCCACAAGUUCACUUCCGGCAUCUUUACCUGCACUAAACCUGAGAAUUUGGAAUUGUCUAGGGUUGUCACAAACAUCUUUAAGAAUGGCAGACGUCAAGAAGUUGGUGUAUUCCAUCCUGAAGUUUCUGGAGGACCAGAAGACGGCAGGGUCGCUGAGUGACGAUGCCGUGGAAAGUGUGGAGGUUGCCAUCCAGUGUCUUGAGUCCGCCUACACCCUAAACACGCGCAGUCAGGACAUGGCCGCCAAAUACAGCGUGAGCAAAAACCUCCUAGACAUCUUCAACUCCCAGCUCAAUUGCGAGCCUGACUCAGAUUUUGCUAGCAUGUCUUUGCAUGAACCGACUCCACAGGAGAAGGAAGAGGCAGAGAGAUUGAAAAACAAAGGUAAUGACUUCAUGAAAACGGACAAGUUCUCGGACGCACUGGAGUGCUACUCAAAGGCUAUCAAGAUUGACUGCAAAAAUGCUGUAUAUUUUUGUAACAGAGCCGCAGCAUACAGUAAACUUGACAAACACCAGCUGGCUAUAGAGGACUGCAACCGGGCUCUCAACAUAGACCCAGGAUACAGCAAGGCCUAUGGAAGACUAGGAAUCGCCUACACAGCCCUCAACGACCACGAAGGAGCGCGUGAAUGCUACCGGAAGGCCCUAGAGUUGGAUCCUGACAAUCAGAGCUACCAGAAUAACCUGGAGAUUGCAGAGACCAAGCUCAAGGAGGCCGCUGUCGGAAGUGGAUUUGGAGCUGGCCCUGCAGGUGGUCUAGGCAUGGAUCUCGGGAGUAUGCUUAACAACCCCUCUCUAGUCAAUAUGGCAGCGUCGCUGAUGUCCAAUCCACAGAUGCAGCAGAUGAUGGCCGGGAUGUUGUCAGGGGGUGGAGCCGGCCCAGCACGUGACCCUGGGAUGGGAGGUCCAGGUCAAGCACCAGGUCAAGCACCAGGUCAAGCACCAGGUCCAGCUCCAGGUCAAGCACCAGAACAGGGUCUGUCAUCUUUACUACAGGCGGGCCAGGCACUAGCGUCACAGAUGCAGCAGCAGAAUCCCGAGUUGGUGGCCCAGCUCCGAGCUCAGAUGAACCAGCAGCAGCAGCCAUCACAGAACACAUUCUCAGAAGAUCCCUCAAAUCCAAAAUGACGUCAUUUCCGUGUCCCAUGUUGGUUGCAAGAGUUGAAUACAGAGAUCGUCAUCCAUCACAUCACUCAACCAUCAAUUAUCAUGUCCAUAGGCUGUGUGUGCGAUACGACCAGUUAUACAGCCAGUCCCCCCCAACAGUCACACUGCAAUCCACCGUACACCCCCCACUGCAGGAGCUGGCCAAUGUACCCUGCUUUUGUAAUGGUCAACAUGAUGAUAUCCUAGGUUGCGUGUAAUAUGAAUGGAAACGAUGCCAUCUCUAUGGCUGCCUUUAAUUAUGUAUGUAAUGUCAAGGAUUGAUGUGAACAUUUGGAUGCGCUUUUAUCUGGCAUAAAAAAAUAAAAGAACUGGUUCUCAGGCAAUGACUUUUGAAAAUUGCGGGCGGGAAGUGUUUUGUUUGUUUUUUUGUUUUGUUUUUUGUUGUUGGUUUUUUUUUUUUUUUUUUUGCUUGUUCAAACCAGCAUGUAACCAAAUGAACAGUUGUGUACUAUCAACCUGGGACAAGGCCUCCCUACAUAAACAAGCAUACAAACGCCUAUUGCCGCCAUUACGAUAAGCAGUGUGCAUGUAAAGGGAAGUAACUGCGUGCUAUGUUGGAUUGCUUUGUUUUUAAGUAUUAGGAUUUUUUUGAUUUUUUUUUCCAAAAUGGAAAUAAACACAAAACAUGCGGCAAACUUUAUGAUGAUGCGGGCAGUGCCUGAGAACCAAGACUAUUAUAUUUUUUUUUUAGCCUUUGCAAGAUACAUAUACUAUGGCGAUUUGAUUGUAAAUAGCAUUUAGUUUCAUAACUCGUUUGUUGUUUUACAAGCCAUGUUCUGCCCUGGUUUGCUUUCUAAGUCUUGUUUUGAUAAUAGCGUUGAUCCCUGUGAAAUACCCAGCAGUAAGUUGCCUUGGUUACGACGAAACAAGGAUUAUGAUGUUUGAGGCUGAAACGAUCCACUUGACCACCAAGGUUGUAAUCUCAGUGAUACGAAAGACAAUACUUAUCAUUGAGUAUCGAUGCAACUCUUGUUACGUAUCAUUUUCAGUACAUAAUGUAGUACUGAUCUGUAUGUUACCUUUAUAAUAUGAAGCCCAUUCUUCAGUUUAAAAAACAUUAAACCACAUCAAAAAGUAAGGAAAUGUCGGUACGUGUUACCUCUGUUAUAUCAAAAUUAGAAUAGAUUUGUGCAAUAUUACUCUGAAACAUUGUAAUUUGUAUGAUGUUGUUAUCGUACCAUACGUAUCUAUGGUGACCGGAGUGCGUCGUCUCAGCCCAACUGAUGUUUGUCACACUAGUCCAGCUAUCAAUAGAAUCCUCACCUAGGAUGUAGGUGAACCAGCUGUUGCCAUGGCGACGUGCUUAUACGGAUACAUUGUAUGUAUCACCUUGUGGUAUAUGUAUAUUUGUGAAUAAAACAUUGAUAAUUACCAGAUA
Messenger RNA from Haliotis rufescens (red abalone), 2599 nucleotides. Its product is annotated as small glutamine-rich tetratricopeptide repeat-containing protein alpha-like. Bases 136 to 1182 code for a protein of 348 amino acids. Lineage: Eukaryota; Metazoa; Mollusca; Gastropoda; Lepetellida; Haliotidae. The transcript is spliced from 12 exons. Gene Ontology annotation, biological process: post-translational protein targeting to endoplasmic reticulum membrane. Gene Ontology annotation, molecular function: molecular adaptor activity; protein binding. The record is from RefSeq and is a predicted model, not a curated record. Gene Ontology annotation, cellular component: membrane; TRC complex.